This is a messenger RNA of Drosophila virilis, 1880 nucleotides long. It is a transcript of the gene Aptx, whose product is annotated as aprataxin. Gene Ontology annotation, biological process: single strand break repair. Gene Ontology annotation, molecular function: single-stranded DNA binding; DNA 5'-adenosine monophosphate hydrolase activity; double-stranded RNA binding. The record is from RefSeq and is a predicted model, not a curated record. Lineage: Eukaryota; Metazoa; Arthropoda; Insecta; Diptera; Drosophilidae. Gene Ontology annotation, cellular component: nucleus.
AGAUCGUGUCCACACGUACGCAAUCAUUUUUUAUGUGUGUGUGUGUGUGUGUGUGUCGUGUGUGAAUACCAGCUGUGGGGUUUUUUCAACACUGUUGUUCAGUAUUUUGAAUCAUUUUAGGUGCCGAUUCCAAUUGUUUCAUUACUUUUAAAUACUAAUUUCUGCCAUUGUACACAUAAUGUGCAUAAAUGUGUGUAAGCUUGCAUACACCAUUUUUUAGUUUUCGGUGAAUUCCUAAAAUUAGUUAUACCAAAUGAGGAAAAGAGAGGAAGCGGCUAGAGACAACUUGACGUACCAAAUGCAACAGGGCAAGGCACAACUAAUAGAAACUGAUCUAGCGACGGUGAUGAAGGAUGCUUAUCCAAAGGCGCAAUAUCAUUUUCUGGUUGUUCCCAAGGAAGAUAUAUCGAAUGUUUGUGCUCUGACACGGGAGCACUUGCCGCUCCUGGAUCAUAUGAUGGAACUGGCCACUCAGAUAAUUGAACAGCAAAAAUACGUGCCCUCCAGCUACUUUCUGGUUGGAUUCAAAAUCGACCCAUUCAGGAACCGAAUCGCUAUGCAUGUCAUAUCAAAUGAUUUCUACUCGGAGUCUAUGCGUCGCAUACAGCAUUGGAACAGCUUCAACACUGACGUCUUCAUCACUUACCAGGCUGUUUACGCCCUGCUCCGUGUACAGGGUUCCAUUGAGCCAAUGUCUCCUGAAAGGGCUAAGGCAUUACGCAAAACUAUGCCAUUGCGCUGCAACCAAUGCGAUUUUGAAAGCCAGAGUCUAGUGGCAUUGAAAACCCACUUGUUUGAGCAUUGGAAGAAGCGAGAAGUUGAACUGAAAAUAAAACAGCAAGUGGACAACAUAACUCGCAUGCUAGACGAAGCAAAAUUGGAAGUGAACCCCAAGCAAGAGCCAGUUGAUGCUCCUCCUCAAGCCAUCAACAAGUCAACGUCGCAGAUAAAUAAGGACAGUCGAAGUCCUGGACUGCAGCCAAGUUAUUCAAAAGGCGCUACAAGCUCGAAACCAGAAACGAAAAUACAAAAUUGGCGCCAAAACAUGGGACAGCAACCGGCUCCAAAUUCAAAUAAUCAUCAGAAUGCACAUUAUAAAAAGGGCGGCGGUGGCCCGUACCACACGCAACAGGAUUACAUCAACUUCAUUCCAGGCCAGAAUGCUAAUUCCAAAUGUCAGCCGCCCGAAUUUAGACAAUUCAAUCAACAGACUGCAAACGGGCCACGGCCCAACUACAACCCGCGUAUGAAUUUUCAGAAUUCCGGAUUUAAGAGGCAUCCCAAUGGGCAGGAUCCUCGGUUUAAUAUAAAUAGACCAAAUUUUUCCAAGGUUAAUUCCAACAAUAUUGUACCACAUAAUGGGCAGACUCGACCCCGAUUCAAUAUUGAACAAGGUAGUUCUGGCCGUGGGUAUCCUGCAGCUCGACAUAACCAGACACAAAACAACUUUGGAUCUGGACCAAGUAAUCAUCCAUCUAGCGUCAUGCAAGUCCGACCCAGUUUCAAUCCAAAACCUCAACAUAACCAAGCCCAAAGCACGGACAAAUCUAAACCAAUGGGCCUUGAAUAUGCAACAAAAUCCAGCAAUGUUGAAUAAGCAUAACGCAAAAUCCGAAUCUCAGCAAAGUAUGGAUCCGAAACAACAAUCUGUUAAUGUUUGCAACGCUCUUUCUGAAGAUCAAGGCAAUGAGCGCAAAGGCAAAGGAAACCCAUUUAAGAAAAAAUUUGUUAAGAAACAAAACGAAAAUCCAGUGAUAUUACAAAAUUUCUGGAUAUUCGCUCUCAUCUAUUAUAUUACAUAUGCGUAUAUGUAUACAUAAUAUUUUCCUAUAAAAAUAACACUAUAUUACCGAUUUUGAUAAUGUCUAUCAAAAUGGAUA